Molecule: messenger RNA, 1370 nt
Organism: Klebsormidium nitens
Lineage: Eukaryota; Viridiplantae; Streptophyta; Klebsormidiophyceae; Klebsormidiales; Klebsormidiaceae
Source: the annotation of a GenBank genome assembly
CAUUCUGGCCCAAAACAUAUGUCGAGUCAAGCGCAGGCAGUGACUGAGUGAGGAGGGGAGAGCGCCCAUGGCCAAUGGUGCAAGCUGCAAGCGUAGCGAGCUGGAAUGCAUAUAGGAGAGGCAAAGCUCGUAAGCAAGGGGAUUGAGAAGGACUCCAAAAAGGAAAGCCUGUCUAAUCCAGAGGGGCAUCUGUACAAACGGCGCACAUUUGUGCUCUUUAACUUGGCUAAACAACAAGCCCACUUCAAUUGCCUGAUUGCUCAUAAACACCGUUCCAUAUCAUCUGAAAAAAGGGCAAGAUGUUCACUCUCGUCCGGAAGUGGCAGAACUUGCAGGACCAGUGCGGCAUGGGCGAAGAGUGUUGCUUGGACCCCACUCUACUAUCCUCAGAAGGUGUGUCUGCAGAGCUAGUGCAAAAUGUGUACAGCACAGCCGCAAGUCUGUACCGGGCCAAUCCCUGGAAGAUCAUUCCAGAAGACCCGUUUAUAGUUUCUGUAACCACAAGCGAUAUAUGCUGGGAGGGGCAGAAGCCACCUUUCUCGUGUGCCAGUCUCUCGGGCGGGAGCCAACAGGGCUUUGAACCAGAAUUACAGGCGUUCAGGUCGGUGUCAGACGCACACUGGUGGCAUCACCUGAGGGGGGGGCCUGAGAACGCCGAGGAUAAUACAACACACGCUAGCCACAUCAGGCUAGCGUAUUCGCACCGCGACGUAGUCAGCCUGGGUGACCUGAAGAUGAUACAAGACCUGAGUCUCGAAGUAGCUGACGAAAGUGCGUUGCCGGAGAUAGAUAUGGUGGGGGGGGCAGGCGAAGACCUGCAGUACGAGCCAGCCAAUCUUCCCACAAAGAAGCCAACUUUUCAAGAGCUUCAAUGGCUCCGAAUUUCCUUGGUGGCUCUGGCAUUUGCGGUGCCGCAGUUGUCAACAAGUGGCGGCAAAUCGCCCGAGAAAGUUUCGAGCAUACGAGUGAGCGUUCCAUUGCCAGAGUUGGGGAAGAGUACGCACGUGCAAGUGACUUACCCAGCGGGCUAAGGUGCCGGGCAUUAAAAAUAGGACAUAAGGAGACGUGAGUUGGUUGGCCCCUAAUAUCAUCGCUAAAGAGAGCAAUCGUGUAUGAUAGCAAGCUUCAUCAGUUGUACAGGCACAAAGAGCCGGCCAAGGAUAUAGUUUGCAGAGUAUGCAGUAUGGGACAAGCCAUUGCAGGCUUGCAAACUGCUUCUAGACCUGGAUUGCCAGAAAGGGCAAAGAAUGUAUAUUGCAGGGUAUACAGUCAAUCGACAACUGGGCGUGCUUGUGUACAACGGCUGCACUGCAAGCAUCUAUGUCUAUCGAAUUCAAGGACUUAGUAGCUCACAGGCAUGUGCAAUGCAG